AUGUUUUCUGCAGCGAGAUCAGAUACCCUUUUCUUGGGCGGCGAAAAGGUUUCGGGAGACGAUAUCCGCAACCAGAAUGUGUUGGCUGUACAAUCUGUGGCAAAUGUUGUGAAAUCGCUGUUGGGCCCUGUAGGUCUUGAUAAAAUGUUGGUUGACGAUAUUGGAGAUGUGACGGUUACUAAUGAUGGAGCGACUAUUUUGACGUUGUUGGACGUCCAGCACCCCGCCGGUAAAAUCUUGGUGGAAUUGGCUCAGCAGCAGGACCGUGAGGUGGGAGAUGGUACUACUUCUGUGGUGAUCAUUGCUAGUGAAUUGUUGAAAAGAGCCAACGAAUUAGUAAGAAACAAUAUUCAUCCAACCACAAUCAUUACGGGGUACCGGUUGGCGCUUCGGGAAGCGGUUCGGUACAUAAAUGAGGUGCUUUCGUUGCCGGUGGAUAGUUUGGGAAAGGAGACCAUGGUGAACAUUGCCAAGACGUCGAUGAGUUCCAAGAUUAUUGGAUCUGAUUCUGACUUUUUUGCGAAUAUGGCGGUCAAUGCCAUGCUUGCGGUCAAGACCACCAACUCUCGCGGUGAAACAAAGUACCCGGUAAAGGCGGUGAACAUUUUAAAAGCCCAUGGAAAGUCAUCGGUCGAGUCGAUGCUUGUGGAUGGUUACGCCUUGAAUUGUACAGUGGCUUCGCAAGCCAUGGUCAAGACUGUGCAGAACGCCAAGAUCGCGUGCUUGGAUAUUAAUCUUCACAAGGCCAAGAUGGCCAUGGGGGUGCAAAUAAAUAUUGAAGAUCCUGAUAAAUUGGAGGAAAUCCGCCAGCGGGAAUAUGGAAUUAUCAUUGACAAAAUUAAGAAAAUUUUGGCUGCUGGUGCCAAUGUGGUGUUGACAACCAAGGGAAUCGACGAUCUUUGUCUCAAGGAGUUUGUCGAAUGUGGAGCCAUGGCGGUUCGCCGUUGUAAGAAGGAAGAUCUCAGAAGAAUUGCCAGAGCCACCGGCGCAACAUUGGUGUCCAGUUUAGCCAAUCUCGACGGUGAUGAGACGUUCGAAUCGUCGUACCUUGGUUCUGCCGAUGAGGUGUCUCAGGUUCGUAUUUCUGACGACGAGUGUAUUCUCGUGAAAGGAACCCGUCAGCAUUCUUCCGCAUCGAUUAUUCUCCGUGGUCCCAACGACUACUCGUUGGACGAGAUGGAAAGAAGUCUUCACGACUCGUUGUCGGUGGUCAAACGGACUCUUGAGAGCGGCAAUGUCGUACCUGGAGGAGGAGCCGUCGAGGCUGCGCUUAACAUAUACUUGGAAAAUUUUGCAACUACGGUUGGUUCGCGGGAACAAUUAUCGAUAGCCGAGUUUGCCCUGGCAUUGCUUGUGAUACCCAAGACGUUGGCAGUGAAUGCUGCUAAAGACUCGUCAGAUUUGGUUUCGAAAUUACGUACAUACCAUGCAGCAUCGCAAUCAGCAUUGCCUACAGACACCAAGAAGAAAAACUACAAGAAUUACGGAUUGAAUUUGAUCGAGGGAAAGAUCAUUAACGAAGUUUCUCAUGGAGUACUCGAACCCACCGUUUCCAAAAUCAAAUCGUUAAAGUCGGCGUUGGAGGCAUGCAUAGCAAUUUUGCGGAUAGAUACCAUGAUCACAGUGACCCCGGAUGCUCCUAAAGAGGAUCCUCACGGCCAUUGA
This is a messenger RNA of Meyerozyma guilliermondii ATCC 6260, 1665 nucleotides long. It is a transcript of the gene TCP1, whose product is annotated as chaperonin-containing T-complex alpha subunit. The transcript has a single exon. Gene Ontology annotation, molecular function: ATP hydrolysis activity; ATP-dependent protein folding chaperone; ATP binding. Gene Ontology annotation, cellular component: chaperonin-containing T-complex. The record is from RefSeq and is a predicted model, not a curated record. Gene Ontology annotation, biological process: protein folding. NCBI's taxonomy places the organism in Eukaryota, Fungi, Ascomycota, Pichiomycetes, Serinales, Debaryomycetaceae. The coding region runs from base 1 to 1665 and encodes 554 amino acids.